Molecule: messenger RNA, 3119 nt
Organism: Polyodon spathula (Mississippi paddlefish)
Lineage: Eukaryota; Metazoa; Chordata; Actinopteri; Acipenseriformes; Polyodontidae
Product: YTH domain-containing family protein 3-like
Exons: 6
Coding region: 400-2178 (592 amino acids)
Biological process (GO): mRNA destabilization
Cellular component (GO): cytoplasm
Molecular function (GO): mRNA binding; N6-methyladenosine-containing RNA reader activity
Source: RefSeq, a predicted model, not a curated record
GUGUGUGAGUGAGAGAGAGAGAGAGAGAGAGAGAGGUGCUCCCCCUUCCGUGCCUGAGAUUAGAAACAAAACGAACGUUGACUUCUUUAAAAUUCGGGAAACUAAUAACACAGUGGAGGGAAAGAAACAAACCAAUAAAUAAAUAAAAACACCGCAUUUAAUACCGACAGAUUGAAUACGGUAACCAGGAACACAGGAGAGAACGCGGACAGCAACAUUAAUACAGCAAUCCGCUCGGGUUCCUGAAGAAUGUCUGCCACCAGUGUCGAUCAGAGACCUAAAGGACAAGGGAAUAAAGGUUUGCCAAACCAUCAUAUGAUCCUAACUUUAUACAGGGCCAAAAUUGUUUGGAAUCUACAAUAUUACCAGGUCAAUUCCAAUUAAUUGCAAAACGGCUCAAUGCAUCAAAAGGAUACAGUAAACGAUGAUGACUUUGAGCCUUAUCUAGGCAGCCAGACAAAUCAGAGUAACAGCUACCCACCAAUGUCGGAUCCCUACAUGCCUAGUUAUUAUGCUCCUUCGAUUGGAUUCCCGUACUCCCUUAGUGAAGCAGCCUGGUCCACAGCAGGAGACCCCCCUAUGCCCUAUUUAACCACAUAUGGACAGAUGAGCAAUGGCGAACAUCAUUUCAUCCCGGAUGGUGUUUUUGGCCAGCCAGGGGCCUUGGGCAACACGCCUCCCUUCCUGAGCCAGCAUGGAUUCAACUUCUUUCCUGGCAAUGCAGACUUUUCCACCUGGGGGACAAGUGGUUCUCAGGGACAAUCGACACAGAGCUCUGCCUACAGCAGCAGCUAUGGCUAUCCCCCAAGUUCCCUAGGCAGGGCUAUUGCAGAUGGGCAGGCAGGAUUUGGCAGUGACACCCAGCUCAGCAAGGUGCCAGGCCUUAGCAGCAUUGAGCAGGGUAUGGCUGGGCUGAAGUUGGGCGCAGACAUGGCGGCAGUAACAAAAACGGUGGGCUCGUCCCUGGGAGGUGCAGUAGGCAUGAACAGCAUGGCAGUCAACAGUAUGCCCCCUGUCAGCUCCCCCAAUCCCACCUCCUGGGCUGCCAUCGCCAGAAAGCCUGCAAAACCCCAGCCCAAACUGAAGCCCAAGGCAAACAUGAGCUUGGGUAGUGGUGCUGCUGUCCCCCCACCUCCGAUAAAGCACAACAUGAACAUUGGCACCUGGGAUGAUAAGGGGACCAUAGCCAAGCCCCCAAUGGCACAACAGGUGCUGCCACCCCUGCCCCUUGUGCAUCAGCAGCUCCUGGCACAGUCACAGCCCUUGAUGCAUAACCAGUUGCCCCCUCAACAGCAGCAUCAGCAGCUGCAGUUGCAGUCAGCUCAUUCACCUCAACAACUGCCCCAAGGACAUAUGCAUCAGCACCAUAAUCCUCAUCAGCACCAACACCAUCAGCCCCAGUCGGGACAGCCUCCACAACUACAGCAACCUCCCCUACAACAGCAACCUCCUCAGCAGCAGCAGCCACCACCUCCGAGUCGAUGGGUGGCUCCUCGCAACCGGGGCACCAGCUUUAACCAGAAUAGUGCUGGAGAUAACUUUGGUUUGGGGAUGGGAGUGCCUGUUAGCGCUCCCCCUUCUUCCGGGGAAGUUCACCCAGUGCUGGAGAAACUGAAGACCCUCAACAGCUACAAUCCCAAAGACUUUGACUGGAACGUCAAGAAUGGGCGUGUGUUUAUCAUCAAGAGCUACUCUGAGGAUGAUAUCCACCGUUCCAUCAAGUAUUCCAUCUGGUGCAGCACUGAGCAUGGUAACAAACGUCUGGACGCUGCCUAUCGCUCGCUCGGCAAUAAGGGCCCCCUCUACCUUCUCUUCAGUGUCAAUGGCAGUGGACAUUUCUGUGGCGUGGCAGAGAUGAAGUCGUCGGUGGACUAUAAUGCCUAUGCUGGCGUGUGGUCUCAGGACAAGUGGAAGGGCAAGUUUGAGGUCAAGUGGAUCUUUGUCAAGGACGUUCCCAACAACCAGCUGCGGCACAUCCGCUUGGAAAACAAUGACAACAAGCCAGUCACCAACUCCAGGGACACUCAAGAAGUGCCCCUAGAAAAGGCUAAGCAAGUGCUAAAAAUCAUAGCUACUUUCAAGCAUACGACCUCAAUCUUUGAUGACUUUGCACAUUACGAGAAGCGUCAGGAGGAGGAGGAAGCCAUGCGCAGGGAGAGGAAUAGAAACAAACAGUAACCUUAUGGAGAUGCCACUACUAGAACUGCAACACUAAUUAUGUAGACCCUUAAAUAAAUGCCUAACCUCAGAGGAAGAGGGGGUUCUAAAAGGUUUUCUGCUGAAGACUACAUCUCUGACACAACAGUGGACUGACUAUGUAUUGGUUCUUGAUGCAUCUGCCCUUAACUCCUCUCACUCACAAAAAAACACACUUGAACUCUAUCUUUAUUACUCACUUUCCGUCUUUCUAAAGCUUCUACCAAUAUUUGCUGUCCUCUGUAACACAUCCUAGUAAUAGCACAGGAGACUUGAGCAAUAUUUGAGGAUUUCUUUAAUGGCCUUUUUGGAUUUGUUUGUUUUGUUUUUAACAAAUUAACCAAUGGGUUCCAAUGAGGUGAGGUUUCACAAGUUUCAAUCUUUGUGUUGUAUUUUUUUUUGAUAAGUUUUAAUGCUUUUCAGAAGAGUGAAAAAAAAUAAAAAAAUCUGCAGAUCAUGCCAGAAUGAGAUUGAGAUGAUCUUGCGCAAACUCUCAUUUUAAGUGGAAAUCAUUAUGGAGAAUUAUAGCAAAUAAAUCUGCAGUUUUCCAAAUGAAAACCAACCACAAAUCAUAGUUGUUCUAGACUCACCUUUCCCUUGUUUAAAAAUUAAUGUACUACUAAAGAGAAUACUAUUAUGCAGCUUGGUGGGUGUCAGCAGUUAAUGCACUCAUUUGUUUGUCCUGUAAUGAUGUAAUAUGAAAUUGUGCAUUUGUUUGAUGCUACCAGGGAUCAAAAUGUCCCUAACUUUGGAGUAAACGUACCUCAGUCUAAAUCAGACUUUUUAAGACCUCUGAACUGCAUUUACAUUGUAACUUUCUAGCUUUGUUUGUUUGCCUCACGGCAGAAUACGAUCAAGGAAGUGGCAAUUUUCUCCUCUAGGUGAUUCACUAGCUAAAUAAACAUAAUACUUGUUUAGCGACA